AUGCUUGAGGCAAGACUCGACAAGGCUAACGACCUGAAGAAGGUUGUCGACGCCAUCAAGGACCUGGUCCAGGACUGCAACUUCGACUGCAAUGACUCUGGUCUGGCGCUCCAGGCCAUGGACAACUCACACGUGGCCCUCGUCUCCAUGAUGUACAAGGCCGAGGCCUUCUCGCCCUACCGGUGCGAUCGCAACAUCGCCCUCGGUGUCAACCUGGUCUCGCUCACCAAGGUCCUCCGCGCCGCCCAGAACGACGACGUCCUGACCCUCAAGGCCGAGGACGCCCCCGACUCGCUCAACCUCGUCUUCGAGAGCAGCGCCAGUGACCGCGUCAGCGAGUAUGACCUGAAGCUCAUGGACAUUGACCAGGAGCACCUCGGCAUUCCCGAGACCGAGUAUGCCGCCACCAUCACAAUGCCCAGCGGCGAGUUCAGACGGAUCUGUACCGAUCUGAUGGCCAUGUCCGAGUCUGUGACGAUCGAGGCCAGCAAGGACGGCGUCAAGUUUGCGGCCAACGGUGACAUCGGCAACGGCUCCGUCACUCUGCGCAGCCACCAAGAGGUGGACAAGGAGGAGAACAACAUCGACAUUGAGCUGACGGAGCCCGUCUCACUGACAUUCUCGCUCAAGUACCUGGUGAACUUCUGCAAGGCCCAGCCCCUGUCGACGAGAGUCAAGAUCUGCCUGUCCAACGAAGUGCCCCUCUUGGUGGAGUAUGGCCUUGCUGGAACCAGCUACCUGCGAUUCUACCUGGCACCCAAGAUUGGUGAUGAGGAGUAG
Messenger RNA from Neoarthrinium moseri, 780 nucleotides. RefSeq lists its product as uncharacterized. Gene Ontology annotation, molecular function: DNA binding; DNA polymerase processivity factor activity. Gene Ontology annotation, cellular component: PCNA complex. Lineage: Eukaryota; Fungi; Ascomycota; Sordariomycetes; Amphisphaeriales; Apiosporaceae. Bases 1 to 780 code for a protein of 259 amino acids. The transcript is spliced from 4 exons. The record is from RefSeq and is a predicted model, not a curated record. Gene Ontology annotation, biological process: translesion synthesis; mismatch repair; regulation of DNA replication.